AUGAAGACGAACGCUCAACAGAAUGUUGAUCACAUCGAAAAAAGACUAGAGGCCUUCAAGACACAAAUGAAUGAAGGACGAACUUUGGUCCAAGCCGCCAAGUGGACUAAGGAAAUCUUAAGACAAGGAAAUCAUUGUGCCCAAUCACCACAGGAUGUUAAUCACAUUGAGCAACGAUUACAGGCCUUCAAGACACAAAUGGAAGGAGGAAGAACUCCAAUUCAAGAAGCCAGAUGGACCAAGGCAAUCUUACAAAAAGAGAAAUAUGCUAUGAAUUCAAAGCAGGAUGUUGAUCACAUUGAAAAACGAUUAGAGGCCUUCAAGGGACAGAUGGAUGAAGGCAGAACUUUGAUUCAAGCAGCUAAGUGGACCAAGGCAAUCUUACAACAAGAAAAUGAUUCUAUGAAUUUAUCACGGGACCUUGAAGAUGACAAGGAGUGUACUGAUGAACAACAAGAGGAGGAGCAAGAUGAAAAGGAGGACGCUGAAGAGCAGCAGGAAGAGCAGCAGGAAGCUGAAGAGGAGCAGCAAGAGCAGGAGGCAGCUGAAGCCCAGAAACAAAAGGAUCUCGCUGCGGAGCAAAAGACGAAGCAGGAAGCAAUCGAAAAACAAAAGCAAGAGGAUCUCAAAAAAGCCAAAGAUGCUGAAGACCAAGCAAAGCUGAAGGAAAAGGCAGAAAAGGAAAAGAAAGAUCAAGAAAAGAAAGAUCAAGAAAAGAAAAAUCAAGAAAAGAAAGAUCAAGAAAAGAACGAGCAAGAAAAGAAAGAUCAAGCACAACCUUCACAAAAGUUAGAGGAAGUCAAAAAAGGAGAAUCGGUGAAAAACCCUGUUCCUAGUCAUCAACUGUCCACCGUCAUUGAAGCAACACCUAAACCGAACUCCCAGCCUGUUGUUCAAACUGGAUCAACAACUUCAGCAUUGAGUGGUACUGAGCAAAAACACACUGCCGAUUCUUCGCAAUUCUCUUCAUUCGAAAAGUAUAAACAUGGUUCGCACGAAGGUGAAUCUGAAUCAGUCAGAUGGGUAGCCUUUCAUAAUUCGAUUCGAAAUAAGUAUUUCACUCCUCCUGUUCAAUGGAGCGAAGACCUUUCUGCUAUGGCAAAAAAAGUUAGCGAAACUUGUGUUUUUCAACACUCUCAUGGUGAUACUGGCGAGAAUAUUGCGGCAGGUGAAAUGGAUCUUGGACAAGUCGUGCAUGAUUGGGCAUAUGGGAAUGACGAGAGUUCGGUUUACGAUCCUCAAAACCCAAUGUACUCGCACUUUACUCAAAUCGUUUGGAAACGUACUACUCAUAUCGGAUGCGCUUAUACUGAUUGUGAAACAAUUAAAGAUGUUCCUUGGACGGGUAAUAGCAAGUUUUGGGUUUGUGAAUAUAAUCCACCUGGAAAUUAUGCUGGUGAAUUUAUUGCGAAUGUUAACGCUGUAAAAGGAGGAAGUCCAUUGACAACUUGA
Melampsora larici-populina 98AG31 is the source of this 1452-nucleotide messenger RNA. RefSeq lists its product as uncharacterized. The transcript is spliced from 6 exons. NCBI's taxonomy places the organism in Eukaryota, Fungi, Basidiomycota, Pucciniomycetes, Pucciniales, Melampsoraceae. The coding region runs from base 1 to 1452 and encodes 483 amino acids. The record is from RefSeq and is a predicted model, not a curated record.